This is a messenger RNA of Seriola aureovittata, 1567 nucleotides long. Its product is annotated as neutral cholesterol ester hydrolase 1-like. Lineage: Eukaryota; Metazoa; Chordata; Actinopteri; Carangiformes; Carangidae. Gene Ontology annotation, molecular function: carboxylic ester hydrolase activity. Bases 226 to 1446 code for a protein of 406 amino acids. The transcript has 5 exons. The record is from RefSeq and is a predicted model, not a curated record. Gene Ontology annotation, cellular component: membrane.
CUUCCUGGAACGAAAUUUCAAAAUAAGAAUGUUUUCGCACGCUGGUCGUUUGCCAGCAGCGCUAUGAAAUCGACCGCAAACCUAAAACCCGACUUUUAUUUUGAAAUCGGGGUCAUUCAUCCGUGUUUCGUCGAUCCCUCGCGGAGCCACCGACCGCCCGGGACCUGUGGGAGGAUAAUCACGUAUGAACGGUAGGAUCCAGCAGGCAGGUACCAGUCCGCCACGAUGAGGCUCCGUUUGGCCGGAGCCGUGCUGCUGUCGGCGGCCGCCUACUACGUCUACCUGCCGCUACCGAGCGGCGUGAGCGAGCCGUGGAAGCUGAUGCUGCUAGACGCGCUGUUCCGGAGCUUCAUGCGGGCGAGUGACGUGGCUCACGCUCUGGGCGUGUGCCAUCGCGUCCACCUGUUGAACCAGGUGGUGUCCUGGGUGGAGGUGAUCGAGGCUCGCUCCUGCCCCGCCGUGCUCGUGACCGACUCCGCGCUGGGCGGCGUGCCCACCAGGGUCUUCCAGCCAAAGGGCGGGAAGAAGCUGAAGAGAGGGGUCAUAUACUUCCACGGUGGAGGGUGGGCCCUCGGCAGCGGCCGAAUGCGAUCCUAUGACCGUCUUUGCCGGAAGAUGGCGGAGGAUCUGGAUGCUGUCGUGAUGUCUGUAGAUUACCGUCUGGCUCCGGAGGCGGUGUUCCCAGACCAGUACCACGAUGCGCUGGCGGCGUCCCGGGCCUUCCUGUCCGCUCAGGUUUUGGAGCGCUACAGCAUCGAUCCGGGGAGGGUGUGUGUGUCCGGGGACAGCGCCGGGGGGAACCUGGCCGCUGCCGUGGCUCAGGAGCUCAGCUCUGACGACAGUCUGAGCGCGAGGUUCAAGGCCCAGGCGUUGAUCUACCCGGUGCUGCAGGCCCUCGACUUCUACACCCCGUCCUACCAGCAGAACCAGGCCGUGCCCAUCCUCUACCGGCCCGUCAUGGCUCGUUUCUGGCUGCAGUACCUGGGCGCCGACUCCUCCCUGGAGCCGCUCCUGCUCGCCAACAACCACAGCUCCCUGGACCAGCCGGCCAUCGGCGCCGACACCCGCUCCAGACUGGACUGGACCUCUUUGCUCUCAGGUGAGCGCAAGAAACACUUCCGGCCGGUUCUUAAAGAGACGGGAUCGCCGGGGGUUGUGGGCGAGGUGCCGGCGCUGGUGGAUGUGAGGGCGGCGCCACUGCUGGCGGAGCAAGGAGUUCUGGGUAAGACGCCGAAAGCGUACGUGAUGACGUGUGAGUUCGACGUGCUGAGGGACGACGGCCUCAUGUAUGCGAAGCGCCUGCAGGACGCCGGCGUCACGGUGACCAGUGAUCACUACGACGACGGGUUUCACGGCUGCAUGGUGUUCGCGUUCCUGCCGAUGAUGUCCAGCGUCGGACACAGGAGCAUGAACAACUUCAUCCACUGGCUGGACCAGAACCUGUAGACCGUCAGGCUGAUCCAGAUCCGUCUGAACCCGGAUCUGUGGACCAGGAUCUGUAGAGUCUGGUUGUGACGCCAAAGAGGUUCUGGGAGCGGGAGAAUUUUCUGGUUCCUUUGAGCUCCUU